AUGGACAGCAACAGCAGCGUGCUCAAGGACAAGUGGGCGCUGGACGCCAAGGCCCUCGACAAGGACAUCCAGAACCUUAACGUGGCGCUGGCGGAGCUCGACUCGGUCAAGCCCAAGAAGGCGACGUACGUCCAGCGCUGCAACGUCUUCUUCGUCCAGAAGCGCGAUGUGCUGGUCAAGGCCAAGAAAGCCGAGCUCGAGGCCAAGCAGGCCGAGCGCCACCGCGUCGGGCUUGCACUGCGCAACGCCGCCGAGUGA
Molecule: messenger RNA, 258 nt
Organism: Saprolegnia diclina VS20
Lineage: Eukaryota; Oomycota; Saprolegniomycetes; Saprolegniales; Saprolegniaceae
Exons: 4
Coding region: 1-258 (85 amino acids)
Source: RefSeq, a predicted model, not a curated record